AUGAAUGAUUCUGUCCAAGCUCUCACAAAAGAUCGAAGAAGGUUGGGCAGAACUUUAUUUUCAAGGACUGCACUUCUCGGCGAGGAAGCGGUAGUCUACUGCGAAAGUCCCGAAUCUCACUAUGUGGCAGCUGGUGUGAAAAUUCAAACUCAGAUUGAGCCUCGGUUCUUUGUUGGUAUGAAUCGUGUGCUGACCAAUAUGAAAAAGGCUUUGAUAAUAAUGAGUCCGACCAUUCCAGACGGCUUGAAUACGGCAAGUCACAGAAGUGCGGACUCGGUGCUUAUUUCGAUGUCGACAUCAACGACAAUGUUCGUUGAACGAAAGAUGAAUGAACUGAAGGCAAAAAACAAUGAAGAGGUGUACCAAUCUGAAUGUCUGGCUGAAGCCGGACAUCAGACUUUCUGCGAUUUUAGCUUUGCUCCCCUUCGCUGA
Molecule: messenger RNA, 432 nt
Organism: Necator americanus (New World hookworm)
Lineage: Eukaryota; Metazoa; Nematoda; Chromadorea; Rhabditida; Ancylostomatidae
Exons: 5
Coding region: 1-432 (143 amino acids)
Source: RefSeq, a predicted model, not a curated record